Darwinula stevensoni is the source of this 819-nucleotide messenger RNA. NCBI's taxonomy places the organism in Eukaryota, Metazoa, Arthropoda, Ostracoda, Podocopida, Darwinulidae. The record is from the annotation of a GenBank genome assembly.
AUGGGGAAUGUGCACUUGGAUCUAAAUCAGGUGGAGACGAUUGGGGAUGCAUACAUGGUGGUGAGUGGAUUGCCUGUUCGCAACGGGAAGGCUCACGCCCGGGAGAUCGCCCGGAUGUCCCUGGCUCUCUUGGAGAACACGCAGCGAUUCCGCAUCCGUCAUCGUCCCACCGAGCAAUUGAAGCUCCGGAUCGGGCUCCACACCGGGCCCGUCUGUGCCGGCGUCGUCGGUCUCAAGAUGCCUCGCUAUUGCCUCUUCGGCGACACCGUCAACACAGCUUCCCGGAUGGAAUCCAACGGACUUCCGCUGAUGAUACACGGGAAGGGGAAGAUGACGACGUAUUGGUUGCUGGGAGAAGAAGACCCAUUGGAAGGUCCUCCGCUUCAGAAUUCCCUCAAGGAGAAUUGUAUCAAUGCCUUGGACCUAGAAAAGGCAAAGGAAUCCCGGAUGUGAACUCGGUCUCGGAACCUCACUUCACCUCACCUGAUGUUGAUGAUGACGAUGGAUCUCGUCCCUUCCUUCUCUCUGUCUGUCAGGGGGAGCCUAUGUUUCCUAAACUUGGAAACGAGAAUGGUGCUGUUCCUGCAAAAGGCGGCUUUCCGCUCGUGAAAACACAGACAAGGAACUGGAAGCCUUCCUCCUGGAAGUCUUCUUAUUUUGUUCUUCCCCAAAUCUAGUCCGACAGAAACACGCGACGAAAGUACGUGAUUAAAUCAAUUUGUAUCAUACUCUAGUGAUGUCUAGACGUAAGGGACGAAUUCUCCCUCCUCCGACUUUUUUUUCCUGCCCCAUCUCUACGACAGAGACGUGAUGUCCCUC